AUUAUUGCUAGCCAUAUCCAUAUUCCUACCAAUUUAUGCAAUUAUGGAGAAAGCUUUCACCUCUUUUCUCUUAACACUCUUGCUGACACUUUUGUUGCUUCAUUAUGUUAUCGUUGGUUCACCAAACCAACAAUACCAUUGAUCAAUUAGCUCUUCUCUCUUUGAAAUCACAAAUCAUUUCAGAUCCUUCUCACUUCCUGGAUGAAAGCUGGUCUCCUGCUAUUUCUGUUUGCCAUUCGGUGUGAGUCACUUGUGGUUCUCGCCAUCAGCGAGUGAGGUCCUUGAAACUUUCUAACAUGGCUCUUACAGGCAGGAUCCCUCGUGAUUUUGGGAACCUCACAUUUCUUGUUUCUCUUGACUUGGGAAGCAACAAUCUUUAUGGAAAUUUACCUCAAGAAAUGGCACACUUGCGCCGACUUAAGUUUCUUGAUUUAAGUUUCAACACCUUCAGCGGGACGGUUCCCUCUUGGUUUGGAUUCUUAUACCAACUUCAAGUUCUAAAUCUUGGAAAUAAUAGUUUCACUGGUUCCAUCCCUUCUUCAUUUUCUAAUAUUUCCAAACUUGAGAUUUUAAAUCUGAAAUUCAAUUCCAUAGAGGGUCAAAUACCAAAAGUGAUUGGAAGUAUUAUAAACCUUAGAGAAUUAAACUUGAGGGAUAACAAUCUCAUAGGCUCUAUACCUCUGUCACUCUCAAAUGCCUCAAGGUUGGAGACUUUAGCAAUAUCUUUCAAUUCACUUCGAGGAAACAUUCCUGAAGGGAUCGGCAAUCUUCACAAUAUGAAAGUGCUAUCCAUACAAGCUAAUCAACUAACGGGUUCUAUACCAUUUACAAUUUUCAAUAUCUCAAGAAUCGAAGUCAUUGCAUUUACAGGCAACUUAUCAGGAUAUUUUCCCAAUGGUUUAUGCAAUGGUCUCCCAAAACUCGAAGGGAUUUUUCUGUCUUAUAACAAGCUUCAUGGUCGUAUGCCUACAAGCUUGUCAAAUUGUUCACAACUUCAAAUAUUGUCUUUAUCAUAUAAUGAUUUAACAGGUGAAAUACCCAAAGAGAUAAGCAAUCUACUUGAGUUGGAGGAACUUGAUCUUUCGACCAAUAGUUUUAGUGGUUCACUUGAUAUGGAGAUCUUCAACAUAUCAGGGCUGAGAGGAGUUUCUCUUGCAAACAAUAAUCUAUCAGGAAGCCUCCCACCAAACAUUGGUUCUAUCUUACCCAACAUUGAAAGACUUUAUCUGACCUUUACCAAUCUUAUUGGGACUAUUCCUCAUUCCAUCUCCAAAUGUUCAAAACUUACUAUUCUAGAGCUUUCAUACAACAAACUCACUGGCUUGAUUCCCAACUCACUUGGAUAUUUGACUCAUCUACAAAUGCUAAACAUGAGGGAAAACAAUUUAACCAGCGACUCAUCAUUAAGCUUUCUGACUUUCUUAACCAAUUGCAGAAAUUUAUCAUUUCUUGAUAUAUCUUUCAACCCUCUAUUCGGUAUGCUUCCAGCCUCCACGGGAAACCUUUCCACCUCUCUUAUAAACUUUUAUGCCAACAAUUGCAAAAUCAAAGGGCGAAUUCCAAAUGAAGUUGGGAACUUAAGCAGCUUAUUAGACCUUGAUCUUUCUGAAAUAACUUGGUCGGAUUGAUUCCCACAUCAAUUGGCAACUUGAGUAGCAACAAAUUUACAGGAUUUAUUGGAGAUCAUAGAUGUAAAUUGCAGCAUUUGGGUGCUAUUUACUUGGGUCAAAAUCAAAUUUCAGGAUCUCUUCCGAAUUGUUUAGGGAAUGUUACUUCCCUUAGGGAGAUAUAUCUGGGUUCCAAUAAAUUUAGUUCCAAUAUACCACAAAGCAUAGGGAACCUUCAAGAUCUAGUGGUUCUUGACUUAUUGUCAAACAACAUGGUUGGUUCAUUACAUCCGGAAAUUGGAAAUCUAAAGGCUGCGACACUGAUAGAUCUGUCAAUGAAUCAAUUAUCAAAUGGAAUUCCAAGAGAAAUUGGAGGAUUACAAACUCUGGUGCACCUUUCUUUGAAACACAAGUUGCAAGGUUCUAUACCUGACUCAAUGAGCAACAUUGUAAGUUUGGAAUUCCUAGACCUUUCUCAUAACAAUAUAUCUGGAACCAUUCCUAAGUCUCUGGAGAAACUUCAAAACCUGAAGUAUUUCAAUGUUUCUGUCAACAAAUUGUAUGGUGAAAUACCCUCGGGGGAUCCUUUCAAGAACCUCUCGAGUCAGCUUUUCACCUACAAUGAAGCAUUGUGUGGUUCUUCAAGAUUUAGUGUCCCAUCAUGCCCAAUUUCAUCAAAGCACAAAUCCAACAGGAAAAAAUUGUUAGUUCUAUAUCUUUUUCUAGGACUUGCAAUUUUAUUUGUUCCUAUCAUAUUUGUGUUUGUAUGGAUAAGGUAUUGAAGAGGUAAAAGAGCUCCUCAACAAGCUGAUUCAUUGUCUUCAAAGAAACAAGAAAGAAUUUCAUACUAUGAACUGCUCCAAGCAACGGAUGAUCUUAGUGAGAGUAAUCUGAUUAGUUCCGGAAGUUUUGGCUCUGUUUACAAAGGCACUCUCAAAAGUGGAAUUGUCGUUGCAGUUAAAGUGUUCAAUCUGUUAUAGGAUGAGGCAUUCAAGAGUUUUGAUAUGGAAUGUGAAGUUUUGUGUGGCCUUCGCCAUAGGAAUCUCGUAAAAGUUAUUACUAGUUGUUCCAAUCUUGAUUUCAAUGCUUUAGUUCUCGAGUAUAUGCCUAAUGGGAGUCUUGAAAAAUAUUUGUAUUUGCACAACUACUUCCUCAAUACUAGGAAGAGACUAAGCAAAAUGAUAGAUGUGGCAUGUGCUUUGGAAUAUCUUCACCAUGGGUGCUCGUCGCCUGUGAUCCACUAAGAUCUGAAGCUUAGAAACGUCUUGCUAGAUGAGAAUAUGGUUGCUCACCUUAGUGUCUUUGGCAUUUCAAAACUGCUUGGUGAAGAUCAGGGUGAUUUGUACAAUAAGAACUUAGCAACAUUGGGGUAUAUUGCGCCAGGUAUGUCUCUUAGUUUUGUUGAUUAUUCCUUUCCUUUUUUCCCACCUAGAAAGUAUAUUGCAUCUUUAAAUGAAUUGUUUGACUGUAGAGUAUGGACUGGAUGGAUUGGUAUCAACAAAGUGUGACAUCAAUAGUUAUGGGGUCAUUUUGUUGGAAGCGUUUACCCGGAGAAAGCCUAAUGAGUUUGAGGAAGAUCUUAACUUGAAGCAAUGGGUGAUUUAUUCACUUCCAGAUCUAACAAUGGACGUUGUAGAUGUGAAUUUGGUAACACCAAUGGGUAAAGACUUACAGAAUGAGCUAUAUGUUGUGGCAUCAAUCAUGAAAGUAGGAUUAGAUUGUUGUGCUGAAUCUCCGGCAACAAGGACUAACAUGAAAGAUGUUGUAUGGAUGCUGGAGAAGAUCAAGAUUCAACUUCUUGCAUGUUGAACAUUUUUAUAAGAGAAAACGCUCAAAUAUUCCAUUGAACUACCAGAAAUGACUCAUUUAUGCCAUCAGUUAAAAAUUUGGCUCAUCCAUGCCACCGCCGUUACAAAAUC
Capsicum annuum is the source of this 3526-nucleotide messenger RNA. RefSeq names its product LRR receptor-like serine/threonine-protein kinase GSO1. The transcript has 2 exons. The record is from RefSeq and is a predicted model, not a curated record. Bases 297 to 1628 code for a protein of 443 amino acids. Gene Ontology annotation, molecular function: protein binding. NCBI's taxonomy places the organism in Eukaryota, Viridiplantae, Streptophyta, Magnoliopsida, Solanales, Solanaceae.